AUCAACCAGACUCUAUAGCCUAGUGGUAGAGCAUCCGCUUCGAGUGCUGGAGGUCGUUGGUUCGAUCCCCGGCUGCGUCAUACCAAAGACGUGAAAAAUAGUACCAGCAGCUCCCUUGCUUGACGCUCGGCAUUAAAAGGGAAACUGACUUCUUUUCUCUCAUACCCUCGUGUUGAUGGAUUCCAUCAGGAAUGAGGUGUCAAGAGUGAUUAAUAUAAGUUGUAGAACUUGCUUCACAAUUGGCCGAAAAUAUAUUUGUAUAAACUAACCAUACUUCAAAGGAAUGUUCUUUGGAUCAUCCCCAUUUAAAAGGUGUUCAAAGCAAACGUCUUAUUGCCAUAUUGCAACAGAAGGAAAAACUUUAAAAAUCGUAUUGUUAACCAUUAGCAUAUAUUUACUUAAUGUCACAGAAAUGUCCUUUGGAUCACCUUCUACCAAGUUCGCUUAAGCCACUGCAUUUGGUAGAAAACAAAAUGACAGCCAUGAUCGGUGCUGGUUUUUAGCCCACCAUCAUCAGAUGGUGGGCUAUUCAAAUCACUCUGCGUCCGUGGUCCGACGUCCGUCCUUCCGUUAACAAUUUCUCGUUAUCGCAUCUCUUCAGAAACUACCAGGGGGAUUUUGACCAAACUUUGUCAGAAUGAUGUAUUGGUACCCUAGCUGUGUCCCCCUGAAAAUCAGACUGGUUCAACAAUUCUUUAGUGAGUUAUGGCCCUUUGUUUAUUUCUAUAAUUUACAUAGAUUUAUAUAGGGAAAAACUUGAAAAUCUUCUUGUCCAAAACCACAGAGCCUAGAGCUUUGAUAUUUGGUAUGAAGCAUCAUCUAGUGGUCCUCUACCAAAAGGAUUCAAAUUAUUUCCCUGGGGUCUAAUAUGGCCCCACCCCGGGGGUCACAUGGUUUAUAUAGACUUGCAUAGGGAAAAACUUUGAAAAACCUCUUAUUCAAAAACACAGGGCCUAGGGCUUUGAUAUUUUGUAUGCGGCAUUAUCUAGUGGUCUUCUACUAAGAUUGUUCAAAUUAUUCCCCUAGGGUCAAAUAUGGCCCCGCCUCGGGGGUCACAUUGUUUACAUAGACUUAUAUAGGGAAAAACUUUGAAGUGGGCAAGUUAUACGGAAAUGACUUCAGUCAGACAACAAUAUCACGAUUUGAAGCUUUAAAUCUCAGUUUUAAAAAUAUGUGCAAAUUAAAACCAUUGCUAAGUAAAUGGUUAGAGGACGCUAACACAGUGAGCUGUAGCCAAGCACCGGAAGCUGACGGCGACAGUGAUCCCAUGACGCCGGAAUCUAUUGCCAGGCGGCGGAAGAAACGAACAAGCAUAGAGACAACAAUACGUGUUACUCUUGAAAAAAGUUUUUUGAACAAUCCCAAACCAAAUGGGGAAGAAAUUUCUAUAUUAGCAGAAAGUUUACAUAUGGAAAAGGAAGUUAUACGCGUGUGGUUUUGUAACAGACGACAAAAAGAAAAACGCAUUAAUCCGUCAACAUCGUUUUCACAAAUGCAAAUGAUAAGUCAGUUUAAUGUUGCUACCGCCAAUGGUACUUCUUCAUCAGUGUCGGGAUCGGCAACAUCCGGGUCAGUUUCAUCAUCAACGGUAACACUAACAGGAAUUCCUGCUCAAGGAUUACUUCCAAUGUCAACUGCCAACUCACCAACUAAAGGAUCAAAUUUAUUGACUUUUACCCCAUCAAAUUUAUCUAAUGUUCUUACUGUGCUGCCAUCUAGUGUGGAACAGAAAUCAGGUUCAUUAUCUCUUCCUACAUCCGUGCCAGGACAAAGUGUUCUUGUGACUAAUAUAAAUGGCCAGACUCUCCUGAAAUCGUAACCUUUAUUCUGAGACAGUUGACUAUGUAUUUAAAAAUAAAAGAAUUUUUAGCAUA
Molecule: messenger RNA, 1874 nt
Organism: Mercenaria mercenaria
Lineage: Eukaryota; Metazoa; Mollusca; Bivalvia; Venerida; Veneridae
Product: POU domain, class 2, transcription factor 1-like
Exons: 1
Coding region: 1172-1819 (215 amino acids)
Biological process (GO): regulation of transcription by RNA polymerase II
Molecular function (GO): RNA polymerase II cis-regulatory region sequence-specific DNA binding; DNA-binding transcription factor activity, RNA polymerase II-specific
Source: RefSeq, a predicted model, not a curated record